This is a messenger RNA of Schistosoma spindalis, 774 nucleotides long. The record is from the annotation of a GenBank genome assembly. Lineage: Eukaryota; Metazoa; Platyhelminthes; Trematoda; Strigeidida; Schistosomatidae.
AUGGAUAAUUUUAUUGAUAUAUUUUCAAAAAUCGAUACAAACUAUGAUGAAAUUAUCACUAAGGAAGAAUUAGAGAAAUUCACCAAAGAGAAUCAUCUGGAUAAGCAAAUGGUUAAAAAAUGGUUGGAGCUGUUUUCAGAAGGGGCAACAAACUAUAUUACACUUAAUAAGUUUUUAGGUGUUCUAGGUGUUGCAAGAGAGAAAUAUGAAAUAAUACGAAGAAAUACAAUUCAACAACAUUCAGCAUUGUUUAAACUUGGUCCAGACAUUGAAUACAUUUCUGGUGAUAUGAUGUUACCACAACAAAUCAAUGUCAGCAAUGAAGCUAGAAAGUUAUAUCAAGAAUAUGAAUCUGAAAAUAAAUUAUCGAUUGCUAUAAAGCUUAAAGAAUUUCUAGAUAAAGUAUUUGGUCAUUCACAAGAAUGUAUUGAAAGUGAAAUAAUACGAAGAAAUACAAUUCAACAACAUUCAGCAUUGUUUAAACUUGGUCCAGACAUUGAAUACAUUUCUGGUGAUAUGAUGUUACCACAACAAAUCAAUGUCAGCAAUGAAGCUAGAAAGUUAUAUCAAGAAUAUGAAUCUGAAAAUAAAUUAUCGAUUGCUAUAAAGCUUAAAGAAUUUCUAGAUAAAGUAUUUGGUAGGUCAUGGCAUGUUACGAUAGUGUAUGGUUCCUUUGCCAGUUCAUAUACACAAGAACUUAAUACUUCAUUUCAAUUUAAAAUGAACAACCUUUAUUAUCUUAUAUGGAAAACACCAGAGUACAGAAAUGAAUAA